Didymosphaeria variabile is the source of this 2079-nucleotide messenger RNA. RefSeq names its product glutamine--fructose-6-phosphate transaminase (isomerizing). Gene Ontology annotation, biological process: protein N-linked glycosylation; UDP-N-acetylglucosamine metabolic process; fructose 6-phosphate metabolic process. Lineage: Eukaryota; Fungi; Ascomycota; Dothideomycetes; Pleosporales; Didymosphaeriaceae. Bases 1 to 2079 code for a protein of 692 amino acids. The record is from RefSeq and is a predicted model, not a curated record. Gene Ontology annotation, molecular function: carbohydrate derivative binding; L-glutamine:D-fructose-6-phosphate transaminase (isomerizing) activity. The transcript is spliced from 4 exons.
AUGUGCGGAAUCUUUGGCUACAUCAACUACCUGGUGGAGAAGGACCGGAAGUACAUUCUCAACACACUCGUCAAUGGCCUCCAGCGUCUAGAAUACCGCGGCUACGACUCCGCCGGUCUCGCCAUUGACGGUGACAAGAAGAACGAGGUCUUUGCCGUCAAGGAGGUCGGCAAGGUCGCCGCCCUCAAGAAGCUCGUCGAGGAGAGCGGCUUCGACCAGUCCAAGGUCUUCGACUCGCACGCCGGUAUUGCACACACCCGAUGGGCCACCCACGGCCCCCCCUCGCGCGUCAACUGCCACCCGCACAGGUCCGACCCCAACUGGGAGUUCUCGAUUGUCCACAACGGUAUCAUCACAAACUACAAGGAGUUGAAGGUGCUGCUCGAGGGCAAGGGUUUCAGGUUUGAGACCGAGACCGAUACCGAGGCCAUCGCCAAGCUCGCCAAAUACAUCUACGAUGAGCACCCGGAGCUCAGCUUCGUCCAGCUGGCGAAGACCGUCAUCAAGGAGCUCCAGGGCGCCUUCGGUCUGCUCAUGAAGUCGGUGCACUUCCCCCACGAGGUCGUCGCUGCCCGUAAGGGUUCGCCCCUCGUCGUUGGUGUGCGGACACAGAAGAAGAUGAAGGUUGACUUUGUCGAUGUUGAGUACCAGGAUGAGGCUGCUCUCCCUGCUGAGCGUGCCUCGCAGAACGUUGCUUUGAAGAACGCAAACAGCCUGCUUGCUCCCCCAGACAAGUCGCUCCUCCACCGCUCGCAGUCGCGCGCUUUCCUUUCCGAGGAUGGUGUCCCCAUGCCCACCGAGUUCUUCCUCUCCUCCGACCCCUCCUCCAUUGUUGAGCACACCAAGAAGGUCCUCUACCUCGAGGAUGACGACAUUGCCCACAUCCACGAGGGUUCCCUCAACAUCCACCGUCUCACCAAGGAGGACGGUGCCUCAAACGUCCGUGCCAUCCAGACUCUCGAGAUCGAGCUUCAGGAGAUCAUGAAGGGCCGCUUCGACCACUUCAUGCAGAAGGAGAUCUUCGAGCAGCCCGAGUCCGUUGUCAACGCCAUGCGUGGACGUCUCGAUGCGGAGAACAAGACCGUCACCCUUGGUGGUCUCCGCCAGUACAUCACAACCAUCAGGCGAUGCCGCAGGAUCAUAUUCAUUGCCUGCGGUACCUCGUACCACUCUUGCAUGGCUGUUCGUGGUAUCUUCGAGGAGCUCACUGAGAUCCCGAUCGCCGUCGAGCUUGCGUCUGACUUCUUGGACCGCUCCGCACCCGUCUUCCGUGACGACACCUGCGUGUUCGUCUCACAGUCUGGUGAGACUGCUGACUCACUGAUGGCUCUCCGUUACUGCUUGGAGCGCGGUGCCCUCACUGUCGGUAUCGUCAACUCUGUCGGUUCCUCCAUCUCCCUCCUCACCCACUGCGGUGUCCACAUCAACGCCGGUCCCGAAAUCGGUGUUGCCUCCACCAAGGCCUACACCUCGCAGUUCGUCUGCAUGGUCAUGUUCGCUCUUUCCCUCUCUGAGGACCGUGCCUCCAAGCAGAAGAGGCGCGAGGAGAUCAUCGACGGUCUCACCAAGAUCUCCGACCAGUUCAAGGAGGUGCUCAAGCUCGACCAGCCCAUCAAGCAGCUCUGCCAGAGGUUCAAGGACCAGAAGUCUCUGCUGCUCCUCGGCCGUGGCUCUCAGCACGCCACUGCCCUUGAGGGUGCCUUGAAGAUCAAGGAAAUCUCCUACCUUCAUUGCGAGGCUGUCAUGUCUGGUGAGCUCAAGCACGGUGUGCUUGCUCUCGUUGACGAGAACCUCCCCAUCGUCAUGAUCCUCACCCGCGACGGCAUUUUCGCCAAGUCAUUGAACGCCUACCAACAGGUCAUUGCCCGUGCCGGCCGACCCAUCAUCAUUUGCAACGAGAACGACCCCGAGUUCCCCGCUGACAAGACCGACAAGAUCGAGGUGCCCCAGCAGGUCGACUGCCUUCAGGGUCUCAUCAACGUCAUUCCUCUGCAGCUCAUGUCCUACUGGAUGGCGGUUGCCGAGGGCGUCAACGUUGACAUGCCCCGUAACUUGGCCAAGUCUGUCACCGUGGAGUAG